Messenger RNA from Silurus meridionalis, 1440 nucleotides. It is a transcript of the gene aqp4, whose product is annotated as aquaporin 4. Gene Ontology annotation, cellular component: basolateral plasma membrane; plasma membrane. Lineage: Eukaryota; Metazoa; Chordata; Actinopteri; Siluriformes; Siluridae. The record is from RefSeq and is a predicted model, not a curated record. Gene Ontology annotation, biological process: transmembrane transport. Gene Ontology annotation, molecular function: water channel activity. The transcript has 5 exons. Bases 249 to 1232 code for a protein of 327 amino acids.
GUUGUUUAGGGUAAAAGUUUGCCCUCAUUCUAUUAGAGGAGAUGUUGCUCUCCUCCUACUUAAUUAAAGCACACAUACACACACCCACACACACGACGCACAAAAACACACAUGCAUGCACAGGGGAAGCACACGUUACUAAGAGAGCACAUUGCUGGUCACAUCAGUUGCAUUUAGAUAAAUGAUCACCAGGCUAAUCUGAUAUUUGCUUUACAUAUUCUCAUGAAGAGAAUGCUGCUCAACAAGGGAUGAGAGAGGAGUUUUCUAACCAAACCAAAUGUUGUGGUUGUUUAAGGAGGUGUGAAUCCUCGUGCACCUGCACAUGUGAUCAAGUAAUGGCUGCCUUUAAGGGUGUUUGGACAAAGGGCUUUUGGCGAGCAGUGUCCGGAGAGUUUUUGGCCAUGCUGAUUUUAGUGUUGGUCAGCGUGGGGUCCACUAUCAACUGGGCAGCAACCACAAAGGACAGCUCUCAUCCUCCGGACCUUGUUCUCAUCUCUCUUUGUUUCGGCUUGUCUAUAGCCACACUCGUCCAGUGCUUCAAUCAAAUCAGUGGUGCCCACAUUAACCCAGCAGUCACGGUGGCCAUGGUGGCAACCCGCAAGCUCAGUCUGGCAAAAGGCAUUUUCUAUUUGGGAGCACAGUGUUUUGGGGCAAUAGUGGGAGCAGCUAUCUUGUAUGGUGUGACUCCUCCUGUUGUGAGAGGGAACCUAGGGGUCACCUCGGUCAACACUCAUAUAUCUGCUGGUCAUGCCCUGGUGGUUGAACUCUUCAUCACCUUUCAGCUUGUAUUCACCAUCUUUGCUACCUGCGACCCAAAGCGCACUGAUCUGAAGGGCUCAGCAGCCCUGGCUAUCGGCCUGUCAGUGUGCAUCGGCCACCUGUUUGCUAUCCCAUACACCGGUGCCAGUAUGAAUCCUGCUCGCUCAUUUGGUCCUGCAGUCAUCACAGGACAUUGGGAAAACCACUGGGUGUAUUGGUUGGGUCCGUUAAUGGGAGGUGUCCUGGCAGCAGCCCUAUAUGAUUACCUGUUCUGUCCAGAUCCUGAUCUAAAGAAACACUAUGCCAGCAUUAUCUCUAGGACCUCUUUUUCCACUGCUCAGUACCAAGGCAUGGAGCCAGGCACUUUCUCCAGGGACCAAACUCAGUUGAUGAUAAAGCAGCCAGCGUUCACAGUGGAGCAUGCUGAGAGGAAGGACAGAGAGACAGCCUGUGAGGUGUUGUCCUCUGUGUGACAAUUAAGGUGCACUGAGGAAAAAGAGUUGAGUUCUAUACACUACACCAAGAGCCAGCUUAAAGAGACUGAACCGAUAUAGAAAUGUGUGUUUGCUUGUGUGUGUAAGGGCAUUGACACACCAAGCUUCUUCUUCUUUCGGCUUUUCCCAUUAGGGGUCGCCACAGCGGAUCAACCUUCUCCAUACCCCCUGUCCUGUACAUCUGCCU